CAAAUCGUUGGGUGAUUUAAUGGAGACAGAAGUGACAAUCAGUGACUUUACUGGUGGAGUAAACCGCUCAAGGGGAAUUCUGCCGGUGGAGCUGACCGUUGGGAAUAGAACUCUCAUGUGUGCAUUCUUUGUGGUUGACACCAUUGCCACUUAUAAUGCAUUGCUUGGGAGAGAUUGGAUACAUUCCAGCUGGUGCGUUCCUUCAACUCUGCAUCAGAAAUUAAUAUUCUGGAACGGUGGCAGAACUGAAGUCGUGACAGCAGAUGACAAACCGUUUGUGGCAAGUACCAAUGCUGUGGAAGCUCGUUAUUAUGAUGAAGUUAUUGGGACUAUCCGUUUCUUCGGGAUGGACCGCUAUGGCAGACCUUCUGGAAUUACUGCCUGCACCAGAUCUGCAAUGGACAGACAGACUGUGAAGGAGGUGUGUGAUGAACUACUUCGGCCUACAGCAAUUGUUCCUUUUAGGCCGAGGGAGGAACCUGAAAUCGAAGAAAUUCCAUGAAGCAAGACCGAAUUAAGCAUAAGAAAAAGGAGGCCGUGGAAGAAAUCAAGAGAAAGUUAGCGGCUUACCUUGCUGAAAAACAAAUCUGUGUAGACAGA
Molecule: messenger RNA, 600 nt
Organism: Rubroshorea leprosula
Lineage: Eukaryota; Viridiplantae; Streptophyta; Magnoliopsida; Malvales; Dipterocarpaceae
Source: the annotation of a GenBank genome assembly